This is a messenger RNA of Doryrhamphus excisus (bluestripe pipefish), 1479 nucleotides long. It is a transcript of the gene yipf6, whose product is annotated as Yip1 domain family, member 6. The record is from RefSeq and is a predicted model, not a curated record. NCBI's taxonomy places the organism in Eukaryota, Metazoa, Chordata, Actinopteri, Syngnathiformes, Syngnathidae. Gene Ontology annotation, cellular component: trans-Golgi network; membrane. Gene Ontology annotation, biological process: endoplasmic reticulum to Golgi vesicle-mediated transport.
CAAUAAUAAAAGGCGAAGAAGAAGAAUUACGAGGAAGUAAUUACGGAAGUAAACAAUGUUUGGCUGACGUGGAGCUGAACUAUUGACUUGACUGACAGGCUCGACGGUGAUUUAUUUAACAAUUACUUGACAUUUUAUCCCGUUAAAUACAAGAAAUAAACGCAUAAAGUCGAAAGAUCGCUUCUGUCGUCGAACGACGCCUCUCAUCACAUUAAAAUGGCGACAGCAGCGGAUGCCAGUCCGUCGUUCGCAGGGCUGUCUGAUAUCUCCAUCCCGGAGGAUACCCCCGUCGAAGGAGACAUCACCGUCCCCGUGGACUCCUCCAGGCGGGAGGACGACGAGUUCUCGACGUUGGACGAGCCGGUGAAGGAGACCAUCCUGCGGGAUCUACGCGCGGUGGGAAAGAAGUUCAUUCACGUCCUGUACCCGAAGCAGAACUCGGAGCUGCUGCAGGACUGGGACCUGUGGGGGCCCCUGCUACUGUGCGUCACCCUAGCUCUGCUCCUGCAGGGCGGCGCGGCCAAGAACGGCAGCCAGGGUGGGCCACAGUUUGCCGAGGUCUUUGUCAUCAUCUGGUUUGGUUCCAUCAUCAUCACUCUUAACUCCAAGCUGCUGGGUGGGACCAUCUCCUUCUUCCAGAGCCUGUGUGUGCUGGGGUACUGCAUCAUGCCCCUGACCGUUGCCAUGGUCGUGUGCCGGGUGGUCCUGUUCAGUCUCACGGGCAAAGUGAGCUUUGCCGUGAGACUGGCGGUGGUCGUUGCGUCCUUCGGCUGGUCCACCUUCGCCUCCACAGCGUUCCUUGCCGGGAGCCAGCCUCCCAACCGCAAGGGGCUGGUCGUGUAUCCGGUGUUCCUCUUCUACUUUGUGAUCGGCUGGAUGAUCCUGACCUUCUCGCCAUAACAAUAGAACAGGAGUGGAACGUUACGUUGCGUGGAGCGAGCAAUAAUGAACUGAAUGAACUGAAUUAAGGACCUCCUCUGGGGUUUGAUGCUCUCCAUCAUGUCAGAAUGAAGUAGAAAAGUGGAUUAGUAACUUCAAAUGUAUCCUGCAUCUUUAAUAACUCUUCCUGGGAUGUGUGAAAAGCAUUUUGUGAACAUCCGGUGAAAACGCACCGAGUACACAAAUGCCAAAUAUCUACUGGAACACGAGAGUUUCAGAAGAAAAUGUGCUGCAUUUCUCUACAAAUACAGUGCACGUCAGAUGCUAUAAAAUAUGCGCUUAAAUGAUUUGGGGACUUGCGUUACACCAGCUAAUAUUCUGGAAACUUUAGUCAAAGUUUGUGUAUAGAAGCAAAGUCACAAAAUGCAAUACAUACUCAUGUAAACAUGAGGACUUAUUAAGUUGACAUCGGAAAACUUGAGACAGAAGCUUGCUGAGCCGAUUUAUCAUCGAUGGUCAGCUCUUUUUUUUCUCCACUUUUACAAAUAUAACAUGUUUUUGUUGAAAUAUUUGCUAAUUAAAAUGUACUUAUACAAAUGA